Tyto alba (common barn owl) is the source of this 1556-nucleotide messenger RNA. RefSeq names its product reticulon 2 (gene RTN2). The record is from RefSeq and is a predicted model, not a curated record. The transcript is spliced from 11 exons. Lineage: Eukaryota; Metazoa; Chordata; Aves; Strigiformes; Tytonidae. The coding region runs from base 132 to 1367 and encodes 411 amino acids.
CCGCCGCCGCCGCCGCCGCCCUUUGUCCGCCGCCGCGGGCCCCGCCAUGGCGCUGCCGUGAUGUGCGGCGGGGCCGGCCCGGGGACAACGGGGCCGAGGGCAACCGGGAGCCCCAUGCGGGGGCCGCCGCCAUGGGGCAGGUCCUGGGCUUCGCCCACUGCAAAGAGGCUCCAUCCACGGCCUCCACCACGCCAGACUCCACGGAGGGUGGCAAUGAGGAGUCGGACUUCCCUGAGCUGCAGGCAUCACCGGAGCCCCCCGAGGAGGAAGAAGAGGAUGAGGAUGAAGACGGGGUGACAGCGGCGAGGGGGGAACCCUGGGGACACCCCCGGGAACUCACCUUCUCCUACAUCGCCUUUAGAGGGGGGGGUCCCCCCAACGAGCCGGGACCCCGGUAUCGCCGAGACUCCCGUCGGGGACGCCCCCCACGCACGAUCUCAGGGCCCCUCGGGGGGUCCCCCCGGGGGCCGGACCCCCCCUUGGCUGCCAGGACCCCCCUCAAGCGUUCUGAGGAGCCCCUGGCCCCUCCUGAGGGGAAGCUGGAAUUGGGGGGGGCCCUGCCAGAGCUAGAGGGUCCUGAAACUGAGGAGACCCCAAUAAGCCUGGCAGCAGCGCCCACGAGCCCCCCCCCGCCCGCGCUCCACCCCCCGCCCACAGGGGGCGCCCCACGACCGCCCCCCCCCGCGCCCCCCCCGGACCCCCCCCCAGUCCCGGAGCUGCCCCCGGCGCCCCCCGACCAAUCCGAGAGCCCGUCGGGAGCCGACGUCCUGGCAACACCCGUGGGAGUCAUGGAGGGCCAAGUGUGGGAGCUGCUGUACUGGCGGGCACCGGGCCGGUCGGCACUGGCGCUGGUGGGGGUGCUGGGCACCCUGGGGUGCCUGGCACGGUUCAGCGCCGUCAGCGUGGGCGCCUACGGGGCGCUGGCCGUGCUGGGUGUCACCCUGCCCCUGCGCCUGCACCGUGCCGCCCUGCGGGUGCUGCGCCGGCACCCGCCUGAGCACCCUUGUCGGGUGCAACCAGAGGGGUCCGUGGGGCUGAGCCCUGAGGAGCAGCAACGCUGGGCCCGGCGCCUGGCCCGGCACCUCGCCGCUGCCACCCGCACCCUCACCCGCCUCUUCCUUGUCCACAGCCUCCCUGAGUCCCUGAAGUUUGCCUUCCUGUUCUACCUGAUGACCUAUGUGGGGGCUGUCUGCAAUGGGCUGACGCUGCUGGGAGCGGGCGUCAUCUGUGCGUUCACCUUCCCCGUGCUUUACCGGCACCACCAGGCCCAGAUUGACCAGUAUGUGAGUCUGGUGAGGAACCACUUGAGUCACCUCCGAGCCAGGAUCCAGGCCAAGCUCCCAAGUGCCAAAGUGAAGCCACAGUGACCCCCCCCAUGCCACCCCCAAGGUGACAGCAGGGAGUGGCUGGUGGCUGGGGUCCCCCCGCGUCCCUCCCACCCUGAGAGGAGGGGGGGGCACUCAGGGGAGGCGGGGGUCAUGUGUCCCCCCUGUGUUCUUUCCCCACUCCAUGUGUGUGGGGGGGGUGGUCACACUUUAAUAAAAACUCUUGUGACA